AUGUUUCAUCGAUACAGCGUGGAGAAAGUUCGCAGCAGCGCCUUGUUUCACAGGAAAGAGAUGAUCCGCAGACAGUUAUUUGCUUCUCCAAAAAAUCAUGCAGUGGAGAAUUUGAAUGUUACUCCAUCGUUACGGCAAGGUAGAAGUUCACAGCACCGAAAUAUACAGCGGAAAAGGGAGGCACUACAGCGAAAGAAUGGUUUAAAUCCUUCUUUGCGGUCUGCUAUAGCUUCUCCGGCAAAUCAUGUAGUGCAGAAUUUGGUGCAGGAGCUGUCUCAGACUGGGUAUGAAAUGCAGAUGUUGAAUGUUGAUAAUUCUGUCACAGUGAGUGUUUGUCCUUCACUGCCAGUUCAGGAGGAUAAUGUUCAGUUUAAUACGCCUUUAAAGUGUCUAUUGAAUAGGCAGUCAUCACCAUCUUCUUUGGACUCUACUUUUUGGACUGAUCAUAAUUAUGUUAAACAACCCUCUGCUGGUAUAUCAUUGGAUGAUGACCAAGGUUUGUUAAAACUUUCAGAUUCUCAGAGCAGGGGUUAUGAUUCGGAGAAUGAUUUAACAAAGAGUUCAGGAUCUUUGGGCGGUUAUUCGCCAAAUUCUGAUAUUGAGGUUCACUCCGUGGUUAAUCGUCCAGAGGAGCUAAUUCCUUCGGGCCCGUUGAUUUUGAGAAUACAAGAGCAGCCACAGAAUUUUCCAAAGUUAAGAGAUGUGUAUUCUAAUGGUCGAUGGGAUUUUUCAUUAUGUCCAGAGUUGAGUGAGCAGUUAAGCAUUGAGCUGUCUUCUUUGCAAAUUUCAUUUUGCGAUAAGCAAGAUUUACUGGUGUGGACGCCUUCGUCAUCGGGAAAAUUCACAGUCAAAUCAGCAUGGUCCACUGUUACGCACAUUCAAGAUGGGGCAAAUGCCUUUGGUUCGGUACAUGUCAUCGUGAAAGCUCCUGGUAUGCCUUCUGUGCCUCCUUCGGUUCAUCAUAGAUCAGAAACUACAAAUAAUUUGCUAAUUUCACCAAACCCUGCCGACACGGUGCAAUACACCGAACAAAAUCAAAAAGGGGCAAAAACCCUUGGUUUGCUACAGAAUGUCGUUCAAUCCUCAGAAUGGGGCAAAAGCUUCAACAACGUUGCAAGAUGUCACAAAGAACUCUUGUAUGCCUCCUACAAACCCGAAUCUACAAUCUACAACAGAUAUUGCAAAAAUCCUUCCACAAUCGGUGCAAUUGUCCGAGUUAGGCAGAUGGUGCAAAUGCUUCAGGAUCGCAACAGCACUGUUGUAAGUUCUGAGGCAAAAAACAAGGAGGAUUUGGUUACUGUAACACCGGAUGAGGAGAGGUUACAGGGCGCAGAAAAGGAGAAAGAAAUGUCAUUAAUGGAGGUAUCUCCCGAAAGAGGUGAAAAGGGUAUACAGAACGGUAUGGAUAAUGCUCUAUUUUCUCAACCUCAGGCGGAAGGGUCUAAAGAGGUGCAACAGAUGGCAGGUACAGUAAUGUGCUCGUUAAAUAAACAAUCUCAUUCACCUACCUCAUCUUCUUUCUUUGUGGAUCAUCUGUAUGAGCUAAGAGUCAGACAAAAUUACACCGUGGAUGACGAAAGUGGACUCAGGAGGGAUAAAGAACCACCAGACAGGGGCUUUUACUCUGAUCAAGAAAGCUCAAAAAAUUGGGCUGAUUCAAGUGAAGAUGCCACUGUAAAUGAAGAUCAAGGAAUUAUCUUGCUAAACCAAACAACAGUGAACUACUCCGACUGCAGUACUGGGCAUAGUCCCAGAGAGAAAAAUAUGUGGCUUUUAUGGAAUGAUAACUUGGAAGUUAAGAGCAUGCUGCACUUUGAACAAGCUAUGACCGUGUCAGUCUCCUACCAGGGAGCUGAUCCAGUGUUAGUUACGGUGGUGUAUGGUUGUUGUGACUUACUUGUUAAGGAGGCCCUAUGUGGGGACACUUACAGGUUAUUUCUACAUCCUUUGCUAUGCCCUGCUGGGGAUCGUGGCUCAUUUUGUUGCUACAGCUGGUUUUAUCAGACUUUAUCUUUGGUAAACAUUGAAGGCUUUCCACGGUUCUGCUCAGAGGGUUUUCAGCUGGAUUUCCAGCUGCUUUCUUGUCGCUGCUGCUGGCCACCUCUGGUCUCUUUUUCUUCAGCUGGUUUUGCUGAUUUUCUCAUGGUCUCUCAGCGGUUCUUUCAUCUGCUUGACGCUGGCUAUUGGUCUGCUGCUGUGGGUUUCUCUGUUGCUGCUUCCUUCGGCAGUCAGCUGGGGAUUUGUUCUCAGCGGGCUCUCAGUUGCUGUGUUGGUUCUGGGCUUAUGUUCAUUCCUCAUGGUUUUCAUCAUCUCGCAGUUGCUGUCUCUUGGGUUUCCAGCUUUCCUCCAGCUGAAUUUUCUGGAUCUUCAGCUGGACUCUCAGCUGGCUUUUGCUGGCCUUCAUGUCCCAUUUUAUGUCCUUUUCUUUUUUGA
Molecule: messenger RNA, 2433 nt
Organism: Ilex paraguariensis (yerba mate)
Lineage: Eukaryota; Viridiplantae; Streptophyta; Magnoliopsida; Aquifoliales; Aquifoliaceae
Source: the annotation of a GenBank genome assembly